Molecule: messenger RNA, 1731 nt
Organism: Aspergillus puulaauensis
Lineage: Eukaryota; Fungi; Ascomycota; Eurotiomycetes; Eurotiales; Aspergillaceae
Product: fungal specific transcription factor domain-containing protein
Exons: 5
Coding region: 1-1731 (576 amino acids)
Biological process (GO): positive regulation of transcription from RNA polymerase II promoter by galactose; DNA-templated transcription
Cellular component (GO): nucleus
Molecular function (GO): zinc ion binding; DNA-binding transcription factor activity, RNA polymerase II-specific; RNA polymerase II cis-regulatory region sequence-specific DNA binding
Source: RefSeq, a predicted model, not a curated record
AUGGGCAACACAGCACAGCGGUGCGACACGAACCACGGUAUCGAAUCAAUGACUGGUGCUGCAGGCACCCCCGGCACAGGAUUCUUUGGCAGUAGCUCCGCGAGUGUUUUCCUGGAACAGGUCAGGGCGGCUAUUAAUGCAAAGGUAUCUGGCUACGCAGCUGUUCCUGAGACCAGAGCGUCUGCGAGGGUGGUAUCAGCCCCAGAAGAAGACACGGCGAAUUCGCAGCGAAUACGCGAAUACCUCAAUUAUGAGCUACCAUCAAGAAGAAACGCGGACAGACUGGUUUCUCGGUACUGGGAAGUCAUACAUCCACUGUACCCAUUUCUCCUUCGGCAAACGUUUGACAAAUCAUACCAACGUAUCUGGGCUGAUUGCAUACCUAUAGCGCAGAGGAUAGCCACUUCCAAAGUAUAUUUUCAACGGGCUCGCGAUCUGCUCAGCUUGAGCUUUUGGGAGUCCGGCUCGAUUGAAAGCGUACAGUGUUUGCUGAUCAUGGCGCAAUAUUUACAGAGCACAAAUGACGUCCAUCAGUGUUGGAUGUCGGUUGGCCAAGCUGUUCGGAUGGCUCAAGAAAUGGGAUUGCAUCUUCCGGAGCCAUCUUGGCUGGAUCAAAGUCUACAAGAGAGGGACUUGUUGAGGAGGAUUUGGCACGGCUGCAUAUUAAUGGACCGCUUGGUUGCCAUGACACUGGGUCGCCCGGCCAUGGUCUCCAAGACUGUGGCAGAGGCGAGACCAUACCCAUCCAUCACAGACGAGGAGCUUCUGCUACAGGAUAUCACAGUCACCUCUGCUUCGUCUACUGAAAUACCGCCGCCCCUUGCUUUUUAUAUCAAGGUCUUGGAGCUCUAUGCCAUAGUCGACGACAUCCUCACGGCCUUGUAUAUGCGAAACGAUGCGAUGCGGAGAGGACGGACUAGGCCACAGCGCGCUGACCUACACAACACGGACAUGACCACCGUCGUACGAUUGGAUAAGGACCUAACCAAUUGGUCUAACGCGUUGCCCCUUCAUCUCCAGCCCUCGCGACCAGAGUCCCGGUUGAACGACACCAUUCGAAGACAGUCAAUUGUGUGCAGGGCAAGGCUGCUACAUGCAAAGAUUCUUCUGUUUCGGCCUGUGUUCUCUUUAUUCUGCCUGUCAGAUACGAAGCCAGAUGAAACUGAUCCACACCCGGAAGAGAGCUUGCAUCAGUGGCUGAUUAUCCGCUGCUCUAUUCUAUGCCUUCAAGCUGCCCAUGAGCUCAUUGACUUGAUAUUUACAAAUUUCCCACGAGAUGGGACCAUAGGAUCACUGCCAUCCUGGUGGUACAAUACCUUUUAUCUAUAUAGUGCUGCCACUGUUCUUUUGGCGUCUCGGCUUCAUCCACGUAUCCACGACUCAGACUCAGGAUACAUCAACGCCGUUUCCUGGUCCCAUGUAAUUCAAAUACUUGAGGCCAUCGCGCCAAUGAGCGGGUCUGCGCAAAAGUGUGCUAUUGCGCUAGAGAUCUUAUCAGUGACCAUAACCCUCGCGAUAGAGGACGAACCACGACCUAGCCUAGCCCCUGACAAUAGUGAUUGUGGACGGCAGCUAGGCCUGGGUCUGAAUGAUUCAGAUGUUCCGGUUCAUGAAACGGCUGAGCUUGGUGAAGCAGGGGAUCUGACGGAUAUCAACGAUCUUCUGUUGGAUAUGAGCGACAUGUCAUGGCUCGACAGUAUUCCUGCCUAUGAUAGACUGCCCAGGGAUUGA